This is a messenger RNA of Trichosurus vulpecula (common brushtail), 2543 nucleotides long. RefSeq names its product protocadherin beta-2-like. NCBI's taxonomy places the organism in Eukaryota, Metazoa, Chordata, Mammalia, Diprotodontia, Phalangeridae. Bases 19 to 2409 code for a protein of 796 amino acids. Gene Ontology annotation, cellular component: plasma membrane. Gene Ontology annotation, molecular function: calcium ion binding. The transcript has a single exon. Gene Ontology annotation, biological process: homophilic cell-cell adhesion. The record is from RefSeq and is a predicted model, not a curated record.
GAGCGGGCCAAGGAAAGAAUGGAUCAGGAUGGGGCGAUGACUCUGCAACAAAGGCAAGUUCUCUUUCUCCUUGUUCUGCUGGGUGUGUCUGGGGCGGCCUCAGAGCCGGAGCAGUUUUCGGUAGUGGAGGAGAUGGAGAGAGGCUCAUUUGUGGCCAGUGUGGCAAAGUCCUUGGGCCUGGAGGUGGGGGAGCUGUCAAAUCGUGGGGCCAGAGUUGUUUUCAAAGGGAACAAAGAGUAUUUACAGCUGCACCCUAAAACCGGGGAUCUGCUCCUGAGAGAGAAAUUGGAUCGGGAGGAGUUGUGCGGUUCCGCCGAGCCCUGUGUGCUAUCUUUUAAGAUCUUACUGGAAAACCCCUUUCAGAUUGUUCGGGCUGAACUGAUGGUGGAAGACAUUAAUGAUCAUUCACCUGUGUUCCUCGACACUGAGAUGGUACUAAAAAUCCCCGAGAACACCUCCCCCGGAACUGUAUUUGUAUUAGAAAAUGCACAGGAUUUAGACGUAGGAAACAACAGUUUCCUGAACUAUGCCAUCAGCCCCAACUCCCUUUUCCAUAUUCAAAUUAGAGAUAGCAGUGAGGGCAGGAGAUACCCAGAGCUUGUAUUGGACGAAAUAUUGGAUCGGGAGGGGCAGUCUGAGGUCACUUUAACUCUGACUGCAGUGGAUGGGGGAGUCCCACCAAAGUCUGGAACUGCGCAAGUCCGAGUCCUUGUAGUGGAUAUCAAUGACAAUGCUCCAGUGUUCACUCAGUCUCAGUAUGAGGUGCAGAUCCUUGAGGACAGUUGCAUUGGAUCCAAGGUUGUCACAGUCUCGGCCACAGAUAUAGACGCGGGGAAUUAUGGAGAAAUAUCUUACACAUUUUUGCAUGCUUCUGAAAACAUUCGCAAAACUUUCCACAUUAAAGAGGAAUUGGGAGAACUUUAUUUAAAGGAAAAACUGGAUUUUGAGUUGACACAGUCUUACACUAUAAAUAUUCAGGCCACAGAUGGUGGGGGCCUUUCAGGAGAAUGUACUGUUAUCAUUCAGGUGAUAGAUCUGAAUGACAAUCCUCCAGAACUGACAAUGUCUUCACUGACCAGUCCCAUCCCAGAGAAUUCUCCUGAGACUGUGGUCGCUGUUUUCAGUGUUUCAGAUCUCGACUCCGGGGAAAAUGGAAGGAUGGUUUGCUCCAUCCAAGAUGAUCUUCCUUUUACCCUGAAACCUUCCAUUGAGAACUUCUACACACUGGUAACAGAAGGAGCCCUGGACAGAGAGAGCAGGGCCCAGUAUAACAUCACUAUUACAGUGAUGGAUUUGGGAUCCCCGAGGCUCAAAUCUGAGCACAAUAUCAUGGUGCUCAUCUCCGAUGUCAAUGAUAAUCCUCCUGAGUUUUCUCAGAGAGCCUACAAGCUAUACCUCCGGGAGAACAACAGCCCUGCCCUCCACAUUGGCAGUGUCAGUGCCAGUGACAGGGACUCAGGCAUCAAUGCCAAAGUCACUUACUCUCUGCUGCCUCCAAAGACUGGAGACCUGCCCCUCUUCUCCUACAUCUCCAUCAACUCAGACAAUGGACAUCUCUAUGCUCUCAGAUCCCUGGAUUAUGAAGCCAUUCAAGGUUUCCAUUUCACUGUGAGAGCAGCUGAUGGUGGUUCCCCAUCACUGAGCAGCGAGGCUCUAGUUCAGGUUUUGGUAGAAGAUGAGAAUGACAACUCUCCUUUUGUGCUGUACCCCCUGCAGAAUGGGACAGCUCCCUGCAAUGACCUGGUGCCCAGAGCUGCAGAGCCAGGCUACUUGGUGACCAAGGUGGUGGCUGUGGAUAAGGACUGGGGACAGAAUUCCUGGCUUUCCUACCAGCUUCUCAAGGCCACAGACCCAGGACUCUUCACUUUGUUGGCCCACAAUGGGGAAGUUCAUACAGCAAGACCCAUCAGUGACAGAGAUACCAUCAAGCACAAGCUCCUGGUGUUGGUGAAGGACAAUGGGCAACCAGCUCUCUCCACAAUGGCCACACUGAACGUGCUCCUGGUGGAUGGCUUCUCUGAGCCCUACAUGCAGUUCCCAGAUGCACCUAAGGAACAGAUGCAAACUGAUUCCCUCACGACCUACCUAGUCAUUUCUCUGGCCUCUGUCUCUUUUGUCUUCCUGGUCUCUGUUAUUAUGUUCAUUGUCAUCCACCUGUGGAAGAAGAAAGAUGCUACUGAUGGUGGUCAUUUUAAUCCAAAUGGCCCCUUCCCAGGUCACUUGGUGGAUGUCAGUGGAACAGGGACUUUUUCUCAGAGAUACCAAUAUGACGUAUGCCUGACCAGUGGCUCAGAGACCAGUGAAUUUAAAUUCUUGAAGCCUGUUAUUCCCACUCUUCCACCUACUGAGGGAAAUGGGAAGGAUUCUAUUGAAAACCCACACUUGAGGAAUAGCUUUUUCUUCACUUAAUAUUUUGACCUCUGUUUCAAUGAAUCAUCCUUCCCCACCACCCCUUAUUGGUUAUCUUUCUUUCUGUAGCAAAAAAUACACUUCUGUGAUAUCCCAUUUUAUGCUAAUAUUUAUCCUCUUUUCCCCUUUCACAU